Schistosoma turkestanicum is the source of this 8976-nucleotide messenger RNA. NCBI's taxonomy places the organism in Eukaryota, Metazoa, Platyhelminthes, Trematoda, Strigeidida, Schistosomatidae. The record is from the annotation of a GenBank genome assembly.
AUGAAAAGCGUUGAGAGGCUAUCUCUAAUACUCUCUACAACAUAUUUAAAUUCACAUUUACGUUUAUUAUCUUCCAGCUACGAUGCUCAGGACACUGUAAAGCUUAUCUACUGCAUUUUGGAUGAAAUUGCUGGAAGUGUAGAUCACCUAGGGGAAUGUCAGUUUACUGGUCUAUUGCCCCUUCUUUCCCGAGUUGAGAGUACAUUUAAGUAUCGUCAUUAUCAACUUUCACAAGCUUUGACAUCUGUUCUCAUGGAUGAUUUCUCCACAUGGUGUAUCUAUCGUCUAGUUGUGAUUGCCUGUCGUCCACAGUUCACAUACCAUUUACAAGUUGUUGGUGAUCUGAUGAGGUCGCUCAUGCUACUUCUUGAAAGACAUCACUUGAAAACAUAUCUCAAACACGCUGUACAUUUAGUGUCUGUUCUUAACGAUUUGUUGAAUACAAUGGAACGUUUUGAUCAAAGCGGUUCUGUUGAUUUCAGCUGGAUACUAAAAGCCCCCACUAAACCGAGUAUCAUUGUUCCUCUUGAGGAUAGUAAAUCAGAAGAGCUUAAAUUUCAUUGUUUGCCGAUCGAAUUAUCAGCUUUAAGGGAGGCAUAUCGACUAGUAUCUAUGCUAAGUUAUACAUUGGGCUCAUUGAUUGCCAGUUUUCAUGCUUACUUACCUUCUGUCGUCGAGCAUAUAUUUCAUAUUCUUUGUAUUGCUGUGGAACUAACUGACGUAUACGGUAAACAGAAAGCUUUAAAUGCGAUUUAUCAAGGUACCGAUGCAUUAAUCAACUUAGUUCAUGAACCAAUCUACAGAUCCACAACAUUAAGGUAUAUUUACUCUGCUAGUGGACUAGUUCUCACUUUUCUGAGUUCAUGGCACGAAAGAACUGUGAAUUUACCACCAGAUCUACUGAUCAUAGAUGAGUACACCAGCUUAGAGAAUACAAUUGUACUUUGUCUACGUUUGCUUAGUGUGAUUGAACAACGUAUUGUUAAACUGAACCAACCUAGUUAUGAGUGCUUUAAUCAUCAAAAGUUAUUAAAUAGAAUUUGUUUUCAACUACUAAAAAGUAACUGGAUAAAAAGCUCCGGUCAUCGGGAUCUUAAAUAUGCUCUAAUAGAUUACAAUUUACAUUUCUUAUCCAAAUAUCUGUUGUCUGAUGGGAAGAAUAUACUUUGCUUGUUACCUUCUAUUUCAAAUGUUGAUGAAGAAGUAAGCAGAUGUUUUGAAGGAGAUGAAUAUCUUUUCAAUCCACUUUCAAUUAUCAUACCGAUUGAGAUGUUUAACAUACAGUAUCAGUCCAUUAUAUCGAAAAUUCUGUCGUCUUGUGAUAUUAUUCAUGUUAAAGAGUUUCUUGAAGCCCAUGUGGUCAAAAGUCCUGUUCGUGAUGAUUUUACACAGGAAACCAUCAAAGAGUGGAUAGUAUUCACAAGGAUCUGGAGUGGUUUAUCAGAUCUUCAAACCUUCAUGGAAUUAAAAGAUGUAAUUCAAAAGUUAUCAACCCAAUCAUUUCAUGCUGUAUUCGAUUAUCUAACCAAAUCAAUUCACUUCAGUUCAACGGCGAAAGUUGUCGACGCAAAAAAGCUUGCAACUAUUCAUUUUGGUCUCCGUCUAUUAGUCAACGCUGUUAUUACUAUUCAGGAUUUCAGUCUUUAUGACGUAUCUGUAUUAAAAUCGUUGAUCACGUGGUUGAAAAAUUUAAAAUCCCAAAUAAAAUGCAAUGAGAAGUAUUGGAUUUAUAUUUGUGGACCUACAAUAUCAUUAUUUUGCUCGUUAAUGCUAUGGUUUUCAACGGCGAAUGUGAUGUCUGUAGACGAACUUUCGGAUAUUUUAAUUGACUAUAUCAUGAGCUAUAUAGUAUUAGAUAAAGAUCAUAUUGCUAUGUGGCUAUAUUAUCUACUUGAUAAAAUGUCGAAAUUCUCAUCGGAUAGAAAUUUCACAUUAGCAGUUAAACAAUGUCUAUUUCCUAAAUUAUUCAAGCAAUUGAAAACUAAUCAAUCCAUGGCAAAAUCAAUAAUACCACUGCUGUGUCGUUUUACAGUGAGCAUUCUAUGCAGUGUUAAUAACUGCCCUUCUGGCCCUUCAUUAUACUGUACAUAUAUGCAUAACAAAUUUGAUUUUCCUAAUGCAUCAACUGAGAACAACGCAGAAAAUUUGAGGAAUUUAUCUCUUUUCGAAUAUAUUGAACUUUUGUCCUACAUGUUCGAUCAAAGUAAAACAGUUGAAACUAUUGACGCUUUCAAGAAUGAUUUCGCUGUUUAUUUGGCCUCUCACAUGAAAUGGAGUUUCCUUUCAACUGAUCAAGUCCAAACUUAUUUUACUCUUAUCAUGGAGAAUUUAUUUGAAUUCACACCAUUCGUUGUUCGUAAGAUUUUCAGUGAUACAUCAAAUAAUUUGUCUGGAACAAAUUUAAAUUCCUGGAUCACUGUGCAUAAAUCUAUUAUGGAAUUGUUAAACAAUCAAUCCAAUGACAAGUUAACUGACACAUCCAAUAAUUCAACAGCCGAAUAUCAUACAGUGAUAUAUGGUGCUUUGGGCUGUUGCCUGGCCAGUCGUUAUGCUGAUUUUAUGUUUAAUCAAAAAUUACAAGUUAAUAACUAUGAAUUUUUUUAUGGACGUAUGUCUAGUGAAACACUCGCAAUUAAUGGUUCAUCAUGUACUACAUCUACUCAAGUUAUUGAUUUGCUUGUCGUUAUUCUAUCGAUUUUAUGUCGAUUGGGUUUAGUGCAUCAAUAUUCCCAUGGGCUUUUCGGUACAAUUUAUACACAGAUUCAUGAACUUAUAUCGCUACUUCGUCUACCAUCUGCACAAGUAAUCCGUCUUAGCGAUCACCAAUUAGCACAGGUUGUAGUCGAACACAUGGAUCAGUCUUUAUCUCAAGCCAUGGAAAGCCUUUCACGCUUAUUUCGGGUUGAUAAAAAGAUUUUACUCAAAGAACUGAUCCCAGCCUUAUUUAUUGCCCUGGUAAUACGUGGGAAUCAAGAGAGCCAUUUACGAAUUAGGCAACUUAUUUCAGAAGUACCUUAUCUUGAUAAUCAACAAGAUUAUAUUGGUAAAAUCGUUCAGCUGUGUGUUCUACCAGAAACUUUAGUUUACAUUUUUACUCGUACAUCGAAAGAUGAUCAAGCUGUACAUUUGGCGUUUCUUGAAGCUCAUCUUAAUAUGUCCAUCGAACGAAUAGCUCGUCUAAAUGAUAUUUCUCGUCUUAUGCAUCAGUUUAUCCUUCGACUUUAUCCUUAUCGUGUUGGGGCUUGUUUGGGACUACGAUGGAUCUCUUCAGUUAUCCUUCCACAGUGUGGAACACAAACUAGUCGUACACCAGUUAGUGGGCGGAACUUUGUUCUGGCUGAUUUCCUAGGACAUUAUGUAUGCGGAAUAUUAGCAUUUUUUGAUAAUAUGCUGUUAAAUGAUGACGUCAUACUUGAACAUCGUUGGUCAGCUUUGCGAAGUUUAGUUGUAUUCAUCAAACUUCUUGGUUCAAAUCAUGUUACGCGUAUGCGAGCGAAAUUUAUGGCUAAUCUCAAAAUAUGCAUGCGUUAUAACACACCACCAUUUGGAAAAGUUGUUGUAAAAGCAUGGCGUAGCUUUAUACGCAUGUUAGAACCAGAAUCAUUAGAUGAAUUACUUCCUGACUUGGGUGCUACUCUCGUGGGACUUUUGCCUAGUGAUCCGGAACAAGUGGUAGAUUUGUUUCAUUAUCUUUUCUUAGAAAAAAGAGAACAAAUCGGAAAUCGACUAUCGUGUUUAUUCUUUCUGCCUCGAUUACCUACUUUAUUGACAUGUCAACAAAUUCUGGAUGAUUUAUGUCCAUGGCGUGCAACUUUUUUCAUAAAUGGUGUGGACCUUACCGAAUUGGAAAUCCAUCAACCCCUUACGGCAUGGUUAUCAGCUUUAACACAUUCUAGUAGGUCCGUUCGAAGACUUACUCUAACAUCAGAAGUAAAUUUUGGAUCAAACGAUCAACACGGAAAAAUUCUGCAAUCUCGCUUAUGGGGUUUGCCAAGUUUAAUUGACCGUUCGAUUUCUUCAACAAAAGGGAGUGAGAUCCGAAGCAUGUCUUCAGAUACGACACACUCUGCGGAUUCUAUUUGUGGGGUUUCGUUUCGUGGAAAUACAGCACUGUUUGCUGAUAUUGUUGCUUCAUUACUGGAAGGUCUUACUAGAGAUACUGAUGAAAAAAUGAGACUGUUAUACGCACAAUGGCUUGGUAAUCUAGGAGCAGUCGAUCCUUGCAAGUUAUAUUUAUCUAAUGGGGAAAUAAAAACUAGACAGAACGAAAAAGAAUCCAUUGUAUUUGUAAAUGAUCGUCGUUUUCCAUUUCAUAUUCUAUGCGAAUUAGCGAAUAUAUAUCUACGUGCUGCUAGUCCCAGACAAUUGGACUCAGCAGCUUUAGCUGUUCAAGAAUUGUUGAAGUUAUUCAAAGUACCAGACGUCGGGAAAUCAAACAAUUUAUCAUCUUCAACAACUCAAGAAUCUGUAGAUAAUUCACUCAGCUCAUUUUUUUGGGGUUCCGAAUUAUGGAACUUGUUUCCUGAACAUUUACGUGACCUUUUUGCACCACUUCUUACUUCUAGAUAUGUUGUUGAAUCAUUUAUCAACUGGUCGGCUAUACGUGUACCAAUCAUUUUACACCAAGUUGAUUUAACUUACGAAUCGUGGAUACGUUUAUGGUCUGGUUCUUUGAGUAGUCAUAUUACAUCUCCUGUUGUUUUUAAUAUCUUUCAAUUUUGUGAACCUGUUGUGAAAGCUGAUGCAACAUUUGCUAGAUUAAUGCUGGAACACUGUGCAUUACAGGUCCUACUAGAUAAUUCACAAAGUGGAAUAUCUGCACUUAAUUCCGAAAUCCUAGCUGUAUUCACGGAAGUAACUGAAUCAAUUCAUGAGAGUGGAAGUCAUAUUGAAUUUGAUGGUCUUUUGAAAAAUGUUAAUCUUCAUGAAAAUCAUCCUUCAAGUUAUCGACCUUGGCAACCUUGGUUCCCGUUGUCUGUUCAGACAAUUUUCAGUUUGUUGGAUUAUUUAAGACAUUGGUUACGGAUUCAACAAGAAUAUCAAGCAACAAAGUCAACUGGAAAAUCUGGCACUACUGUUCAGAAUGUCCCUGUGGAUGUCACUACUCUCCAACAUGCUGUAGCAUCGUCUGAGGGUAUCGAUCGUGUUUCCUCAUUUCUUAAGAAUAUUCCUAAUUUAUUGCAAGCUAAGGCCAGUCUUCGUUGUGGCAGCUUCGCUAGAGCUUUGUUACACUGGGAACUAGCAUACGGUGAGGAUACACAGGCUCAACAAUCGGCAUUUGUCACUGGCACUGCUAUUUGCCGAUCUAAUUCUGACCGUACUCUUGGAUUUACGAAAACGUCUUCAGACCAAGUUGGAAUGAAUCCUGUUUUAUCUUCUGAUAUACAACCUACUCUGCAGUUCUCUGUUGGGCUUGGCAAAACAAGUCUAACAAUCCUUGUCGGUCUGCUUGAUACCUAUGCAUCUUUACACGAUUCAGAUGGUUUAGCAGGUGUCUUAUCAGCUACUCAAUUAGCGUUUACCGCUUUCGAGCAUGAAGUUACUAAGGAAAAAGAACAUGAGUCAAAUGCUUGUAAAAAAAAUAACAAGUUGUCAAGUGAUACAUCACAACGGUUUUCGCUGCUUCGUGCUCUAGAAUUAGAAAAUGAGGGACAGCUAGAUAUGGCAGCUGCUGCAUAUGAACAUAGCUUAGCUACUUCUGAUUCGAAUUACCGUUGUUCACAAAGUCAGCAACCUUCUAAAGAAAUUCGAGAUAACCAACAUUUACUAAUGUACAGUGGUCUGUUUCGUUGUGAACUUCCUGAUCCAGCUAGAUUACAUGGUCUGGUUGAACGAGCCGGUGCUCUUGUGAGAAAAUCCAAGUCUCAUUUGAAUACUUAUUGGAAUAAAACUGUUUGGGUAGACUGUCUCAACGCUCACCGUGCUGAAGCAGCUUGGCGGUUAGGUGACUGGGAUACUCUACAAGAAACUACUAAUAUGAACCUCCUUGAAUGCUCCUGGUCAGUUGGACUAGGGCGGUUAUUUUUGGCAAUGAAAGAUAAGCGAACAUCUGAUUGGUCAAAAAUCUUAGCCCGUUUAAGAAUAGAUCAAGUGACUGAACUUGGUGCUGCUGCACUUGAAGGUCCUGGUGGCUAUACACGUGCUUAUGAUACAAUAGUUCGUCUAAGCUCUUUAUCUGACAUUGAACUGAUCAAUUCUUUAGGUGAUGUUAUCAUUAGUGAAAUUCGAAAUCCGACAAGUUGCCGAUCUUCUGACAGUCAUCUUUCAAAUACCGUUGAGACGUCUUUAAAAUUAUUAGAAACUCGAAUUCGUGUUAGUCGACCAACUUUUCAUACAUUGGAACCGGUUUUGGCUAUCCAACAUGCAGCUUUACAGCUUAUCACUUCGGCUCUCAGCUCGUUGAAUACCGAUACAUAUCAACUAUCUAAUCGAGAAGUAUUGAAUGCUAUAAUUUCUCGAUUACGUACUGCCCUAGGUUAUAAUUGGCUAGAACGUGCUAAACUAGCAAGAAAAUCUGGACAAUUUAUGGCAGCUUAUACUUGUGUUCUUCGCGCUGAAGACUUUGGAAUUCCAGACGCUCUACUUGAAAGAGCUAAAUUAUUAUGGCAGACUGAUAAAAGAGAAGCUGCUCAAGCAUGUUUGGACAAGGGCAUACCAAAUGUUUUCGGCUGUGGUAUUUCGAAUGUCCAUAACAACUCAUCCAAUGGGAAUAUUGAAGUUUUUACAGAAUAUCGAACCAUUUCCGCACAACAGGCUUUGCUAUUACGUAUUCGUUAUUGUGAAGAAACAAAUAGAUAUGAUUUCGAAACUACUGGAAAACUCUAUGAACAAGUUUGCAGUUUUAAUUCAGGUUAUGAAGAGGCUCAUUUCCGUCUUGCACGGUAUGUUGACAGAGCUCGGAAUCAAGCAGUUGGCUGCAAACAACAAAAUGCACUGAUCAAAGUAGCCUUAAAACACUAUGGUUUAGCUUUGAGCUAUGGUAGCCAAUUUAUCUACCAGUCAAUGCCAAGAUUAUUGACAUUAUGGUUGGAUUAUGGUCAAGAUUCUGUUCGUAAUUUUCAUGAAUUGAAUAAGCCUCAAAAAAACGCUGAAGAAAAUAAUCCACAAUCAGAACAAAAAGUUUUUAAUGAAGUUCAAGAGCUCAUGCGCAUUAAUUGUCAGAAAAUUCCUGUUUAUCAAUUUUACACAGCUCUUAGUCAACUAUUAUCACGUGUUUGCCAUGAAGUCCCAGCCGUAGUUACUACGCUAAUCGAAUUAGUAGUUCGAAUUUUUGAAGCUUAUCCUUUGCAGACUAUGUGGUUUUUGAUCCCUCUGAAUGAUUCUACUGUCCGCCAGAGAAGAGAUCGUUGUCAGCAGAUUUUUAACUUGAUUAAAACAAAACAACCGCAUUUGUCGAAAUUUAUCGCUGAUUCUAUCGCUUUAUGUAAUCAUUUGAAAACAGUAUGCGGGUUAUUCAUGACAACUGACCGACGAGAACUCUGUAAUUUUAGUUUACGUCAAACUGUGCGUCCAAUUACACGUCUUAUUGAAAGCAGUGACUUUUCACGUAUUCUCAUACCAAUUCAUCGUCAACUAGUUCCUAAUCACUUACUACCCAACGCUACUUCGGAACAAAUUGCUCAUCACUGGCCAUUUGCUGAACAAUCGGAUAGAUUAGUUUGUCUUGCACAUAUAGAGGAUACUGUAGAAAUAUUGGGAUCACAGACUAGACCGAAGAAAAUGACAUGGGUUGGGUCAGAUGGUAGGGAGUAUAUAAUUGUUGCCAAACCGAAUGAUGAUCUUCGUAAAGAUUCUCGAUUGAUGGAACUAAAUGGAAUGAUUAAUAAAUUUUUAGUUAUCAAUGAAAAUACUCGACGACGUGCUUUGCAAAUUCGUACAUAUGCAGUAAUUCCCUUAAGUGAAAAAGGUGGUUUAAUUGAAUGGGUCCGUAAUACACAGCCAUUUCGGUCCAUCAUCACACGUUUGUAUAAUGAGAUUGGUAAGCCAAUCAAUUGGGCUAAUAUGAGUCGUGUAGCACCUUUACUUGAAGAUCCUUUAUCAGUAAAACGUGAUAAAUACUUAAAUAAAUGGUUACCGAUGUUCCCACUGGUCUUUUAUAAUUGGUUUCUAGGCACGUUUAACAAUCCAAGUUCCUGGUAUUCAGCAAGGGAAUGUUAUGCACGUACUUGUGCAGUUAUGAGCAUGGUUGGUUAUGUUCUCGGUCUUGGAGAUAGGCAUACAGAGAAUAUACUGUUCGAUUCUAUAUCUGGUGACCUUGUUCAUGUUGAUUUUUCGUGUGUUUUCAAUAAUGGUCUUACAUUACCUUGGCCUGAACGUGUUCCAUUUCGUUUAACUCGUAAUAUGGUUCAUGCAAUGGGUCCAACAGGUUAUGAAGGUACAUUCAGACGUUGUUCGGAAGCGGUUAUGCGUUUAUUACGUCACGAAAUCGACCCAUUCUUGGCAGUGUUCCGUCCAAUUUAUUUUGAUGCUGUCGUUGAACAAACUGGAAGUGCGCGAAGCAACGUGUUCCAUGGUGGCGGAAGUUCUGGACGCACUCGCCGUGGUGGCUCAACAACGGAUGGUGGAACAUUAUCCGAUUUAGACUUAACAGAACGUGCUACCAGAGCAGCUGCAGAAAAAUUAGCUCGCAUGGAAGAUCGUCUAAAAGGUAAAAUUACAGAACAUGAUGGAUUCAGUCAAAUCUUACCUAUGUCUGUGGAAGGACAAGUGGAUACUUUAAUCAAAGAAGCAACUGAUGUUGAUCGACUCUGUCAAAUGUACAAAGGAUGGAUGCCGUUCCUAUAAAUUUACUUGAAUUCUUUGAUUUUUCAAAAGAUAUAAUCUUGCUGUUUUUUUGAAUAUUAUUGUCACUAAAAAUUAAUAAGACCUCUCUUUCUCAUGUUAACUCAUUUGUAUAUUUAUUACGGCAAAUUCCCUUGUUCAUUUUUUGCUUGUUUCAUUUUAUAUUGGAUAUGUACAGUACAAAGUAUGAUAAAU